Dryobates pubescens (Downy woodpecker) is the source of this 867-nucleotide messenger RNA. It is a transcript of the gene FGFBP1, whose product is annotated as fibroblast growth factor binding protein 1. Gene Ontology annotation, molecular function: growth factor binding. Gene Ontology annotation, biological process: cell-cell signaling. The record is from RefSeq and is a predicted model, not a curated record. Bases 56 to 829 code for a protein of 257 amino acids. The transcript has a single exon. Lineage: Eukaryota; Metazoa; Chordata; Aves; Piciformes; Picidae.
GCUGUGCAAUAUUAUGUUGGAAAUUCUGUAACUGUCAAAUUGAGUCCAGCAUUAAAUGAAAAUGUUUUGCAUUUUAUUUGUUUGUUUUGAAGGAAGAACAAGCAAAACAGAAACCAUGAGAAUCAAAAGCUUUGGACUUCUUUGUCUGUUGAUUGUGGUCUCUCAGCUGCUACUAGCCAACUGUGAAAGACAGAAGGAAAGCAAAAAGAGAAAACAAAACAUAGAGAACAGUGGAAAAAGCCAAACUGAACCUAACCAUGAAAAUGAAAAAGGGAGGAAGUCAAAAGGAGGAAAAUCAUCUCCUAAAGGGAAAUUUAAAACCAAAGAAAAUGCUGAGUGCAGCUGGGCAGUGACCAAUGUGAACACAGCUACUGUGCACAUAGAAUGCAAGCAUGGUGACAGGGAGUUCUGGUGUGAAUUCUCUGGAGAUCCUUCCACGUGUGCACAGUAUGCAGCAAACCAGAAAUCCUUCUGGAGACAAGUCUCCCGAUCCCUCAAGAAGCAAAAGCAACUCUGUCAAGACCCCAAAAGUGUCCUGAAAUCUAAAGUAUGUAAGAAGGGUCCACAAAAUACUCACCUCAGGUUGACCCACUCCAGCCUACUAACAUCAGCAGGCCCUGCAAAAGGGAACACAGUUCAUCGUGCAGAAGUUGUUCAAACUCCAGCAUUUGCCUCUGUGACCGAAAAAAAGCUUGAGCACAGUCCUGAAGACUGUGUCGAAGACAUAGAUUAUAUUGACCAGAAAAAGGUGGCUGAGGAGUACUGUCCAGAGAGCUUGCUUUCUUUGUGCAACUUCUUUAUCACGAUGGUCCAAGACAAGAAGUGUUGAGGAGGUGUUUCUAAAGCUCUGCAUCGUGCCAGCCCAGU